Molecule: messenger RNA, 3005 nt
Organism: Closterium sp. Naga37s-1
Lineage: Eukaryota; Viridiplantae; Streptophyta; Zygnematophyceae; Desmidiales; Closteriaceae
Source: the annotation of a GenBank genome assembly
AUGGGGCUGGCGGACAAGCUCCCCACCGUGCAGCUGCCCGACGACCCUUCCCCCCGCCACCCGCCGCCAUCCGACCAUUCCCCUGCCGCGUCCCCCUCCGCCAACCCGUCCCCCUCUUCCCUCCGCCCGGCCCUUGCGACGGGCCGUGGGGUGGGCAUCGUUCCGCUGCCCAAGUUCCCCUCGCGGCUGGACCGCACUCCCGGAGACGCGUCGGGCACAAGCCGCCACAUCAACCGAACGCACUCCGCGCCGCCACAGGAGUUAAAGGACGUAUGCGUGGAGCGGCCACUCGAGUCCCCCGCCGUGCCGUCCCUCCGCUCCCCCUCCUCCUCCUCCUCCGGCCUCAAGCCGCCCGCGGGGGCUGCAUUCCGCGCGCGCAAGGACGGGGGGUCGACGCGGCCCCAGCGGACGAGCUCGGGCGGCAACGCGCUGAUGCGCAUGGCGAAGAUUGUGAGUGCGCCGCAUGCGGGGAAGGAGGGAAUGAGAAGGGGAGCGGGGGAUGGAAUGGGCGUGCGCGGUGUUGGGGUGGUGCCGUGGAUAGGGUGCGUGGGAGCAGUGGGCAGGGGGGGGGGUGCGUGCAGCACGCCAUGUGCGUGUGCAGCAGCGCGCGGCGCCUGCUCUAUGCCACCGCCUCCACACAUCAACACCUUCCUCGUCUCCCCUCCCCCACGCCUCUCUUCUCCCUUCGUAACACCCCCUCCCAACGUUCCACCUAACGUUGUGCGUUCUUGUCCGUCUCCCCCGCACCCCCUCGCUGCACGCCCUCCUCACCCUCCUCGGCGCCGCCUCUCGCCCGGCCCGCACGCCCCACCCCACCAGGCGGAGGACCACGACCCCACCAAGGCCUCUGCGCACCCGCCCGCCCCCGCCCCCCCCUCCGCCCACUCAACUGGCCGUGCCGGCCCCUCCCACAACGGCAGUCCGCCUGCUGACGACGAGUGCAGGGACGGGUGGGGGGAGGACGGGGGAAGAGAGGGCGGGGCGGUGCAUGGGGAGGGGGAGCAAGGCGGGUCGCCCCCGCGGAUGGAUGUGCUGCUGAGGAGAUUCGAAGCUGGCACGCAGCAGCUGGGCACCCUCCUGUGGGGCAACGAGUCCUCGCCUCUGGCGGACAUCCACCCGCCGUCCCCUCCGCCCAAGCCCGCCACGGCAGCAGCAGCGUCCCCCCAGCAGCGCGCGCCCGUGUUCCCCGCGUCCACCAGCGUCGCCUGCUCGCCCCCCAAGCCCCCCCACCCACCCCCCGACACCAAGGCCGCCAUCCGGCUGCGCUUCGCGGGGGAGAGGGCACGAGGGGCGGCGGGGCUGCUGUUCAUGGGCAAGGGCAGCCGCCGCACGCUGUCCGUGAGCAGCGCCGCCUCCUCCUGCUCCGUGCUCACCGAUGCCUCCACCGCCUCCGCUCCCCCCGCCCCCGACCCCGAGUCGUCCCCGGUGGAGGGUGGGGGCAGGCGGGUGCGGCACAUGCACACGGCGUCACGGGCGUCCAUUGCCAACUCGCUGUUUGACGACCCCAUGCUGGACGCCAUCUACGCCGACGAGGACGGCCUCCCCGACGACGACGACGAGGACCGGUCAGAGGAGGGGUGGGUGGCGCGCGGCGACAGCAUAGCGGAGGGCAGGACGAGCUCGAUCCACCUGGGCAGUGGGCGGCUGGGCAGCAUGCGGUAUGGCGAGGGCGCGGAGGAGGAGUGGGGCGUGGAGGUGGAGCGCGAGGCCAGCACCAUGAGGGCGCUCGUGCAGCAGAUCGCCGACCGCGGCGGCCUCGAGGACUGCCUCGCCAGCUAUGCCGGCAUGCGCAUGGAGGUGGUGCGGCGCGCGGUGAAGGAGGCGGACGUGCAGCUGGCCGUGAGUGCGGGUGCGCUGGAGGGGCAGGCGUGGGGCGCCGUCGAGCCCAUGUUCAAGACGUGGCUCUCCCAGGCCCACUCCCUGGCGUUGGUGCUGGUGCAGCGGGAGCGCGCGCUGCUGGCGGCCAUAUUCAAGGACAUCCCCUCCUUCGCUCUCUCUGCGCCGCCCGGCCCCGCCAAGCCAGCGCUGGCGCGCCUGCCGUCGCUGGCGGCGAAGCUGCCGACGCCCACGGCGCUGCUGGCGGACAUCAUGGUGGAGGCGGGGCUGCUGACGGCGCUCUUCCACCUGCGCGCCAGCGCCACCGCGCUGCUGCACACCGCGCCCGCACCCGAGAAGAUCUUUGUGCUGCUCGAUAUGUACUGGCUGUUGCGCUCCACCACCGACAACAUGAAGGAGGUGGCGCCGGCCAGUCUAGCGGACGCGUGGGGGGCGCUGCCACGCAGGGCGGCGGAGGCGGCGACCAAGAGUCUGGCGGAGCUGCAGGGCAUGCUGGAGCAGGGGUGCAGGGCGCCGCCCGCCACCACCACCAAGAAGUCCCUCGGCGCCCGCCUGCGGCUGCCUCGGCCGGGGCGCAAGAAGGCGCAGGAGGCGCAGGAGGGGGCGCCCAGCAGUGUGGCGGUGCACCCCGUCACCAGCUACGUCGUCAACUACCUCCAGCAGUUCCAAGACAGGUCGCAUGCGGGCAGCUAUGGGUGCAUAUUGGAGGAGGCGCUGAGGGAGUUUGAGGAGGGCGCGAGUGUGGAGCGCGAGACAGGGCGGCUGCUGGAGGGCGUGCAGGCGAGCAUGGAGGUGAAGGGGCGAGCAUGCCCCACGGACAUCACCGCCGCCAUCUUCCUCAUCAACAACCUCCACUACCUCGCCUCCUUCGCGGAGAAGAACCAGCACCCGUGUGCAGGGGCGUUGAGUGCAGUGUUGGAGAAGCACACGGACGCGUUUGUCACCAUUGCGCUCAAAAGGAUUCUGGAAGCAUUAGGGCCGGGCGACAGCAGCAGCAUCGAUGACAACGAAGUCAUCAAGAGGCUGCGGGUGUUCAACGGGGCGUUUGAGGAGCUGGCGCUGGAGCAGAAGGACUGGAGCUUCACCAACGACGACUGCCGUCGCAACAUGCGGCAGCGCCUCGCCUCCACCGUGCGCACCACCUACGCCAAGUUCCUGCUGCCGCACAG